This is a messenger RNA of Astrephomene gubernaculifera, 1232 nucleotides long. The record is from the annotation of a GenBank genome assembly. Lineage: Eukaryota; Viridiplantae; Chlorophyta; Chlorophyceae; Chlamydomonadales; Astrephomenaceae.
CGUCGCUGCACGGCAUCAUCUCUGGCGUGUCAUUUCCUUACAUAUUACCGCUUAGUGCUUAGAAGUUCUAAAAUGGCCCUUGCUGCGCGAGCAGGCGCAUUGCAGCGGCGAGCGACGCUGCGGGCCCCAGCAUUCCAAGGAAUACGACCGCACACCGCGCGUUUAUCAAAGCAUCGUAUUAGCGCAGCGUCAGAUUGUAGGGACUGCAACGUGUCGCGUGGUGGCCCAGCCUCCGCUGCUGACGCGCGGGGCCUCCUGGCGACGACGGGCGCCUUCCUCGGAGCCGCCGCCUGCAGCAGCUUGCUCGCGCCGGACAUGGUGUAUGCCCUGGACCUCCAUGCGGAGCUCAGCAACGCGCUGUCGCUACCUACUUGGGCCAUUCACGUCUCCUCCGUCCUGGAAUGGGUGACUGCUAUGGGGCUGAUGUGGCGGUUCGCGGAGGUGAGCGGCAACCCGCGCUGGAAGGGCAUGACGUGGGGCAUGCUGCCCUGCCUGGGGUCCGCCAUGGCGGCCUGCACCUGGCACUUCUUCUACAACUCGCCCGACCUGGAGUUCCUGGUGGUGCUGCAGUCCGCUCUGACGGUGGUGGGCAACUGCACUUGCUGGCUGGCUGCAUACCGGAUAUACACAGCGGCGGUUGCGGAGAAGGCUUCGGGCUAAGGAGGAUACGUGGAUAGCCUUCCGGCGGUUGCAUGUGCUUGGGCACAUGGCCAUGAACCCAUGACGUGUUUGUGGAGCGUGUGCAGUGAAGAUAAGGUAUGCAUCUUGUUGAUAUAUAGUUUGGUUCCGGGGUGAGUUCCGGGGUGCGUAUGGAGAGUUUUGGAGUACGGUGUCGGGCGCAGGCGCGCUUUGGUGCGUGUCGAGGGCAUGUGCCGUCGUCUGUUAGGCGUCAACCCCCCGGGUCAGACGGAGCGGUCCAAAGCAGUGUGCAGCCGGCCUCCCGGCAAGCGGUUGUGGGGUACUAGGCGGCUGUCCCCAUAUUGAGAGGGUGCGUGCAAAGUCCCAACGUUAUCAGGGGCCUUGUUGAGAGGAGAGGAACACCAUAUGAUUACAUACGGAUAAGCGCCGCGCACAUUCUUGCAGGGUGUGUUACUCGAGCAGCGGUGUUAGCAGCAAACACCUUCCUACGGGCGUGAGGACAUAAAUAUCUUGUAUCAUGAGUACCGAUAUCUAGUGUCACAGCAAAGCUCGUCCAGAAAUGUAGAUUGAGGAUGUUAUGUACAAUAUGCGGG